GGCUCCUCACUCCCCCUCUCAUUGUACGCCUGUCCUUUCCUUCCAGAAGAGAGGGAUCAUGCUUCGUCCCUUUCCCUCCUCCUUCUCCUCCUCCUCUUCUUCACUUCCUCACUAUCAUUCUGGGGUCUUUGUAUCAAACGGAGCACCACGUUUUCCUUCUGAGCAGAGCAUUGGAAGCUGUCCCUCUCUUCUCAGCAUGGUGGACUUUUAGAAGCGGGGUUUCCUGGGCUAGGACGCUUGCACAUCAGCUCUCUACACUACCAAAGGUCCUGGUAGGAUGCAAGUCUUAGUGGGACUCCUGCUUUCCUCACAGGACAGCUCACUUCUCCUUGAAGUUUAAGGACACUCCAGGAAUCUCUUCAUUUAUUUUUGUCUGUGUGUGAGAGAGCGAGAGUGUGUGUGUUGGUCUGUUAAGAUUUGGUUAUGAGUGUGUAAGAGAGUCUGUGUGUGAGCGAGUCUGUGUGUGUCUGUGUGUGUUGCUCUGUAUGCAGUGCAGUCCGCUCCCGCUCCCGUUCUGGAGGGCUUAGCCGACGCUGGAGGGUGAAGGAGACAGUGGACCCGCUGUCCCCUACUCCCGGAGAACCUCCCCAGUGGCACAGACUAGAGAAGCGGAGGGAAGAGAAAGAGAAGGGCUGAGAGACAGGUAUAACAAACAGAGGGAAAGAGGUAGAAUGAGAGGGGACUUUUCGACAAAACAGUGAAGUGCAUGACCACUAAAGGAGACAAAAACCACUUCAGGAGAGACAAAGACACUACAGACACAUACAACCCAGUGAAGACUGGAACAAGGCUGGCAAGCAGCCCCAGCAGCCCACCACCACCACCGACAGUACAGCCACCACCAUGCAGGUGUCGUUUGCAUGUUCGGACCAGGACGGAGGAAGAGGAGGGCUGAGGCCCCCGGGGAAUGGAGGGCACAGCAAGCAGAAUGCCACCAGUACCAACACGGCCAGCCAGGCGCGGGCACGUUUCCGUACGGUGGCCCUUAUCGCCCGCAGCCUGGGCUCCUUCACCAACCGCUACCACCACAACCUCAAGGAGUCCACCGCCAAGCUCACUGGCAUGAAGUACCGGAACCUGGGGAAAUCAGGCCUGCGUGUUUCCUGUUUGGGCCUCGGUACUUGGGUAACGUUUGGAGGUCAGAUUUCAGAUGAGGUGGCUGAGCAGCUGAUGACCAUCGCCUACGAGAACGGGGUCAAUCUCUUCGACACAGCCGAAGUUUACGCUGGGGGGAAAGCUGAGGUAAUCCUGGGUAACAUCAUCAAGAAAAAGUGCUGGAGGAGGUCCAGUCUGGUGAUCACCACCAAGCUCUACUGGGGAGGAAAAGCGGAGACAGAGAGAGGACUCAACAGAAAGCACAUAAUUGAAGGUCUGAGGAGCUCUCUACAGAGAAUGCAGCUGGAGUAUGUGGAUGUGGUGUUUGCCAACCGGCCCGACAGCAACACCCCCAUGGAGGAGAUUGUGAGGGCGAUGACCCAUGUGAUCAACCAGGGUAUGUCCAUGUACUGGGGGACAUCACGAUGGUCUGCCAUGGAGAUCAUGGAGGCGUACUCUGUGGCUAGGCAGUUUAACCUGAUCCCUCCAGUGUGUGAGCAGGCCGAGUAUAAUUUCUUCCAGAGGGACAAGGUUGAGACACAGCUGCCUGAGCUCUAUCACAAGAUAGGUGUGGGUGUGGUAUCCUGGUCGCCUCUAGCUUGUGGAAUCAUCACUGGGAAGUAUGAGAAUGGUAUCCCAGAAUGCUCCAGGGCCUCCAUGAAGCCGUAUGCCUGGUUGAAGGAGAAGAUAGUGAGUGAGGAUGGGAGGAAACAACAGGCCAAGCUGAAGGAGCUGACUACCAUCUCUGAGAAGCUGGGUUGUACUCUGCCACAACUAGCCAUCGCCUGGUGCCUGAGGAAUGAAGGAGUGAGCUCAGUGUUGCUGGGAACAUCCAGCCCCAUCCAGCUUGCAGAGAACCUGAGGGCCAUGGAGGUCAUUCCAAAGAUGACAGCAGGCAUUGUCACAGAGAUUGACCACGUCUUGGGAAACCGACCGCACAGUAAGAAGGACUUUCAUCAAGCACAUUAGGAUAGACCAUUUUACAGAACUGUGAUUGAUAGGCCUAAUCUGGACAAGAUCUCAUCAGUGGCACCUCCAGUGUGUGCCCAACCCUGCUCUUGUGUAUGUGUGUGUUCUGCACAGCUCCUCCGCCUGCCUCGUCCGUAUGAAGAUCAGCCUGUACUCAAUGUCGUUAACUGAGAGCUCUACUUGACAAAGCUUGCAUGCCACGGCUCUGCUACAGUGCAGACAGUUUAAACUUGCCUAAACAAUCAUUGUUAUCAAGAUGUGCUCAUAAAAGAAAAUCACACCAUUUCUUGAAUGGGGUCUGUUUGUAAAAGUAGUCUUUCUCUUGAUUUGAGAGCAACUUCCUCUGUAACGUCAGAGGAUAGUGUAUAGUGCAUCUCAAACAAUAAUUCAUCCAAUGAGCUUUAAAAGCAUGUCUGUAUUACAUUUUUAGACAUGCAUGGAUCAGGGGAGGUAAACAUAAUUCCAAGCCACUAAAUAUCCCUUUGGUCAAGUAUGGUAAUUCAUCUCUGGAUGGUGUAUCAUAUCACCCAGACACUGCAAAGAUCUGGCCACCCUUCCUAAAUGUGCUGUGGCUGAGAAUGGAAACUGCUCAGGGAUAUCACUAUGAGGCUAAAGACGUUCAUGGAUCAACAACAUCCUAUUCACUCCAUAUUACUGGCAUGUAUGACAAAGUAAAAAGAAGGAAGCUAAAAAAUCCAUUCUAAAUCAUCCAGUUUGCAACAAGGCCAUUAAGUAAUACUGCAAUACAUCAUGGCAAAGAAAUUAACUUUUUGGCCUAAAUAAGGAAACAGGAAACGUUUGGGGCAAAUCUAACGCGACACAUCACAGAGUGAAAACCUCUGGAUUUCCAAGUAUUGUAGUAGCAGUAUCAUGUUAUGGGUAUGCAUGUCACCGGCAAUAUCUGGGGAGUUUGUCCAGAUCAAAAUAAAUAUAAAUGGAGCGAAGCAAAUCUAACAUUUUACAGGAAAACAAGCCUCAUUCCUCUGAAGACCUAACACUAGGAUAUUAUUGUAUUUUUCAGAGGGAAAUGUAUAUGACUUUUAAGGCCAAAAACACUCCAGAAUGGCUUUCGAAUAGAUGUGUUCCUUAGUGUUCCAGUCUCAGUCCUGACUUGGCUUAAAUCUGCUUUAAAAUCAGAGACAAGAUUUGAAUCUUCCUAUGCAUCAAUAAUUCCCAACCAAACUGACUGAGCUUGAGCAAUUUUGACAAACACAAUGUAUAUAUGUUGUACAAAGUUGGUGGAAUCUUAUUCAAAAUGAGUCAUAGCAGUAACUGCUGCCAAUAGUGCAUCCACCAAGAGCUAUGCAAUCAAGAUAUCUUUGCUUCUUAUUUUUGAAUCCGUUUAGACAUUUUCUAUGCAUCUCCUUUCACUUUGAAAAUGUGUGUAGAUUGUCUAGAUCAGCAGGAAAACAAAAAAUCCUAUUUAAUCCCAUUUCAGAUUUAAAUUCAAGGCAGCAAAAUCUGAAGACUGUACAAGCGGUGCGUAGGUUUUCACUGCACUGUACAUGACUUAAGUGACAGCACAUGCCAAUAUAUAUCCUCCAAACACCGGCUUCGAGGACAUUAUCACUAUCACUAUUAUCACAUAUUCCAGUAAUAAUUGACAUAUUUUCAUUUAAAAAAAUAUUUAGAAUAAUUUAUUAAUACUAUUUCAUCCUUCCACAAGAUAUAGUCCCGACACUAAUCUAGGGUUGCUACCCAAGCCGGCUGGUCGUUCGUUCUAUCGGUUCGGUUGCCAGAGAUGCGACCCAGUCGUUCAGUCUUUUUGUUCUGUAUCUAUGGACGUGACCCAGUCGUUCGUUCUAAAUGUUCCAUUGCCAUGCUGGCUGGCAUCGUUCUUAUCCCUUGCUUGCUAGGUAGCCAACUACGGCUAACUUUACAGUCACAUCAAACGUGCAGACAGAAUAACAGCAAAGUAGCUGCAUUUGCAUUUGUUUCAGCUGUUUUCUGGUGACAUUUAAUUGGAAACAUCCAUAACAAGGCGCAAAUGAGGCACGAUUUUGUCUGGCAUUGAAAUUGUGCUCACUUGUCAGGAAAAUGUUGUUCAGAGGAGCUAGCCAACAACACAGCUAACACAAUGACUUCAAACUGAAGCUGAAAAGACUGCAAACUAGCUGCACUUUGUUUCGUUUGACCUUUUUUUUCAAUUGACAUUUCUUUGUAUAUAUACAUAAAAAUUAAUUACGCCAGCUGAUUCAUGAUUUCGACUGGCUGACAUGCUGACCACACCGCCCGCGUAGCGUGUGCGAGCUUUGCAAAAUAAAUCUACACAUACAUGUUAUUCAAUCAUUGCAUCCACACUGCUCUCGCGCAUCAACGAGCGUCUACGUAGCCAGGUGUUAAAAUAGAACUUGGAUCUUUUUGUGAUGCUUGACGUGCUGUAAGUCCCGCCUUUCCCAUCUCCUCAUUUGGUUUUUAAGAGCAUAUACACACGUGAGUGACUGAAAGAUAAACUGAGGUCCACAAUCCAGUCCAGUUGGGGCUGGUAAUGCACCUUAAAGAUGGUGGUCUGCCGCCAAAAUCCAAAGAAGAAGACUGAAGGAGGAGAGAUUACUAGAAACUAACUUUGAUCUGUGGAUUUAUUGUCGGAGUAGAGGACCUUGUGCAUUUCAGGUAUAACAACAACCCAAUGUUUAUAUCCCAGGACAAAUUAGCUAGCAACAGCAAGCUAACUAGCUAAAUUACCAUAAAUGUUUAAUGUUUUUUGACCUGUCCCCAAAUGAAUAUAUUUGGUUCAGAGUUCGUUUUGAUAUGGACAAAAUCAACAUGCGUGUGAUGGUACACACAGAUGCAUGUGCGCGAGCAGUGUGGUCAGCAUGUAAGAAACACUGUCUGUCUCGUCCCAGCUCCUGACACAUUCAUUACUAUGGGACAGCUGGAGAUCGAAUUUGAAUAUUGAAACAAUGUUGCAAAUAUUGGAGAGAUAAACUGCAAGGUUUAUAUAAAUCUCCGCUGUUGAAAACUAAAUGUUAGUCUAAAAGAAAUGUGAGAAAAUGUCUAGAUGCUUUUUAUAGUAGAGAUCAAGUUCAUAAAGUGCCUGGCUGGGCUGAUGAGACAGCAGAUUGCGUAGUCAGAUGGAACAGACUAAAUAAUUGAUUUAGCUGGUGUUAACUUGUGGAAUAGACACUGGCUGGAAUGCAGUUUUAACCAAUCGGCAUUCAGGAUUAGACCCACCCAUUUUAUAAAUGUCAACAUUCUAUGGCAGCCAUGUUAGCACCUCAUUAACAUUGCAUGGGGAAUAUUUAAAUUAACUGAAUGUCUAGAAUUAGAACAAUAUUCAAAAAAGUGUCCUAACUCUAUAUACAGUGGUAAGAACAAGUAUGUCAAUCCUAUGGAAUGACCUGGAUUUCUGCAUAAAUUGGUCAUAAAAUUUGAUCUGAUCUUCAUCGAGGUCACAACAAUAGACAAACACCAUAUACUUAAACUAAUAACACACAAACAAUUAUACAUUUUCAUGUCUUUACUGAACAAACCGUGUAAACUUUCACAGUGCAGGGUGGAAAAGUAUGUGAACCCUUGUAUUUAAUAAUUGAUUGACCCUCCUUUGGCAGCAAUAAUCUCAACCAAACGUGUUCUGUAGUUGCGGAUGAGACCUGCACAACGGUCAGGAGGAAUUUUGGACUAUUCCUCUUUACUAAACUGUUUCAGUGUCUGGUGUGAACUGCUCUCGAGGUCAUGCCACAGCAUCUCAAUGGGAUUGAGGCCAGGACUCUGACUGGGCUACUCCAGAAGGCAUAUUUUCUUUUGUUGAAGCCAUUCUGUUGUUGAUUUACUUCUGUGUUUUGGGUCAUUGUCCUGUCGCAUCACCAAUUCAAGAAAAUGACAAUAAUUUGUGUGUUAUUAGUUUAAGCACACUGUUUGUCUAUUGUUGUGACAAAUUUGAUGACCAAUUUAUGCAGAAAUCCAGGUAAUUCCAAAGGGUUCACAUACUUUGUCUUGCCACUGUACAUGGCUCUGGGUACACACAGCUGUCUUGCAUUCUGUAGAAGCCAAAGUGAACCCUCUCUCUAUCCAUCCUGCUGACUUCUGUAGACUACAGUAGCACAUUUUGAGGAAAAACUAUUGGACUGUGUUCCUGUUUUCAAAGUGAUUGACAGUGGCAUGCACUCAUUAUCUCUACCGUCCAUGAUGGUCAGUCAUGGCUGAGCCCUUCCUACCCUACGACCUGAGUGCUUUCCUAGCCCUGCAUUGUUGAUGUGAUAAUGAACUCUCUGGUACAUGAUGACAUCUUGAGGGGUUUUUUGCAUCAUGAUGCUGAAAUACCAACAGAGGUGUGUGUGUUGGGUUGAAUAUUUCAAAUUCAAAACAUUUGUAAUGACUGAUAACUCGUUACAUUACAUCUUCCCAUUUCUCUCGAUCGUCUCUUCUGCUGAUAGAUAUUGAACUCAUGUACGUAGUUUUAUCAUUGUGUAAACAGCAUUACCCACAAAGCACGUACAGAAACAUUAAAACGUGUUUCAGAGGACUCGACCUUCGCCUCCCAAGCAGGUUGGGGAGUUGCAGCGAUGUGACAAGAUCGAAAUUGUAAAAAAAAAUAUAUAUAUAUAUAUUUAUUUAUUUGUACCCCAUUUUUGUCCACAAUUUCGAUCUUGUCACAUCGCUGCAACUCCCCAACCUGCUUAGGAGGCGAAGGUCGAGUCCUCUGAAACACGACCCGUCAAACCACGAGAAGCAUUUUCAUUUUGUCCAAGCUAUUAGCUGUGCCCUCUAUCAUUGCAGCAGGAGUAAAACUGAAUACAAUGUCUCUUCAAAUGUAAAAUUGUAUAAUGAGAUUUUGUUAGUGGUUGAGUUUUCAGUGAAGACUGUAUUUGUUAUUGUUGUUGUUAAUUUGUACAUAUAUUAAUAAAUAUCCAGUGUGAACAA
This is a messenger RNA of Oncorhynchus masou masou (cherry salmon), 6927 nucleotides long. RefSeq names its product voltage-gated potassium channel subunit beta-1-like. Lineage: Eukaryota; Metazoa; Chordata; Actinopteri; Salmoniformes; Salmonidae. Gene Ontology annotation, cellular component: cytoplasm; membrane; extrinsic component of cytoplasmic side of plasma membrane. The record is from RefSeq and is a predicted model, not a curated record. The coding region runs from base 844 to 2064 and encodes 406 amino acids. The transcript is spliced from 14 exons. Gene Ontology annotation, molecular function: voltage-gated potassium channel activity; transmembrane transporter binding; potassium channel regulator activity. Gene Ontology annotation, biological process: potassium ion transport; negative regulation of delayed rectifier potassium channel activity; transmembrane transport.